Phytophthora infestans T30-4 is the source of this 825-nucleotide messenger RNA. RefSeq lists its product as uncharacterized. The transcript is spliced from 3 exons. The record is from RefSeq and is a predicted model, not a curated record. Lineage: Eukaryota; Oomycota; Peronosporomycetes; Peronosporales; Peronosporaceae. The annotation marks the transcript as partial.
AAAGCCAACAAUCAGACGGAGACGGACAACCAGCAGAAGAUAAAACCAAUCCAGCAAUACAUGCACAAAUACGUAACCACGCAGACAACCUCGAACACGGAAGCUCGAGUCUCAUCGACGCAAGAGGAAAUGGCAGAAGAGAGCGAGGCGCUGGAAAAGGAAGAGGAAUGCGAAGCAGCGCUCGCAGCAGCCGGAAAAGGAGUCACCAAGCAAGCUGCAGACACAGAAAAGCUGUGCACAUCGGCUAACCACUACGCGGAUCAACGGAACAGAUCAGUCAAAGCGUCCGUGACAAUGAAUUACUGGGUGAGUCCGGAACACAUAAAAACAAUGGCGAUGCACGCCCGAGAAAUGGUGUUUGUCCUGGAUGUAUUACAGGAGGAGAAAGUAAUGCUGCAAGAAUACGGAUACGAAGAAAUGGAGAUGCCAGAUAAGACGGUGAUCGAGACAGGAACGCUAAAGGACAAGACUCGAAGAAUGAGAAUACCAGAGCAGACGAAGGAGACACAACACAACAAGUUGGAGGAAGAGAAGCAAAAAGGGCCCAGCGGUAGCUGCUGCGAAAGGAUGAACCAAUACUGCGCUACAGAAGACGCGGAGGUGCACAAGGAACAGGAAAUAGCGACAAUCACGGGGGGCGAGGCAAGCAAGUCGACAACAGCAGCAAUCCGCAACUCACCGACGGCACACUAUCCACCCAGCGUUACAACAGCAACCGCAAUGAAGGUGCCAGGAAAAAAGGAAGGAAUCGCAGAUCAAGAUGCCAAGACAGCACACGGGCCAGUGCAACCACCCAAGGAGCCAAAUGGUGGAGGGACUAACUAA